Trichomycterus rosablanca is the source of this 4627-nucleotide messenger RNA. It is a transcript of the gene cpsf1, whose product is annotated as cleavage and polyadenylation specific factor 1. The record is from RefSeq and is a predicted model, not a curated record. Lineage: Eukaryota; Metazoa; Chordata; Actinopteri; Siluriformes; Trichomycteridae. The transcript has 38 exons. The coding region runs from base 155 to 4504 and encodes 1449 amino acids. Gene Ontology annotation, cellular component: nucleus; mRNA cleavage and polyadenylation specificity factor complex. Gene Ontology annotation, molecular function: protein binding; nucleic acid binding.
UAUCAACAGUGUUGUUAGCAUCGAUGCUAAAUCUUUGAUCCUGUCGGUAAAUUAAUCAGUUAUUAUGAAUUUAUAACAGAGGAUCAAACACAGCGGAUAUCGAAAGUUUAUCCCAUUUUUUUUCUACCGUAAGUGAUAAGGAGGAGGAACCAGGAUGUACGCCGUGUACCGCCAGGCUCAUCAUCCCACCGCCGUGGAGUUCUCCGUCUACUGUAACUUCAUCUCCAGCGAAGAGAAGAACCUGGUGGUGGCUGGAACGUCGCAGCUCUACGUCUACAGGAUCAUUAAUGAUUAUGAGAGCUCCUCAAAACCAGACAAGGGAUCAGAUGGGAAGAGUCGUAAGGAGAAGCUGGAGCAGGUCGCCUCCUUCUCCUUGUUCGGGAACAUCAUGUCCAUGGCCAGCGUUCAGCUCGUGGGUGCCAGCAGAGACGCCCUGCUGCUCAGCUUCAAGGAUGCCAAGUUAUCGGUGGUGGAGUACGACCCAGGAACUCACGACCUCAAGACGCUCUCGCUGCAUUACUUCGAGGAGCCUGAACUUCGGGACGGCUUCGUGCAGAACGUCCAUAACCCCAUGGUGCGGGUGGAUCCGGAGAACCGGUGCGCCGUGAUGCUGGUGUACGGGACGCAGCUGGUGGUCCUGCCCUUCAGGAAGGACACGCUGACCGACGAGCAGGAGGGCAUCGUGGGAGAAGGCCAGAAGUCCAGUUUCCUCCCGAGCUACAUUAUCGACGUCCGGCAGCUGGAUGAGAAGCUGCUCAACAUCAUUGACAUGAAGUUCCUGCACGGGUACUACGAGCCCACCCUCCUGAUCCUGUACGAACCCAACCAGACCUGGCCCGGGCGUGUUGCGGUGCGUCAGGACACGUGCAGCAUCGUGGCCAUCUCUCUGAACAUCAUGCAGAAGGUUCACCCGGUGAUCUGGUCCCUCAGUAACCUGCCCUUCGACUGCACACAGGUCAUGGCUGUACCCAAACCUAUAGGUGGGGUGGUGGUGUUUGCCAUCAACUCGCUGCUCUACUUAAACCAAAGCGUCCCGCCUUUCGGUGUGUCGCUCAACAGCCAGACCAACGGGACCACAGCGUUUCCCCUACGAGUUCAGGAGGAAGUGAAGCUGACCCUGGAUUGCUCUCAGGCUGCGUUCAUCGCCACCGAUAAGAUGGUCAUCUCUCUCAAAGGAGGAGAAAUCUACGUUCUGACCCUCAUCACGGACGGCAUGAGGAGCGUGAGAGCUUUUCACUUCGACAAGGCCGCCGCCAGCGUCCUCACCACCUGCAUGGUGACGAUGGAGCCGGGGUUCCUGUUCCUGGGGUCCAGGUUGGGGAACUCUUUGCUCCUGAGAUACACGGAGAAGCUACAGGAGACUCAGAUGGAGGAGAGCAAAGAGGAGCAAGAGAAAGAGAACGACAAACAGGAAGAGCCGCCCAGUAAAAAGAAGCGAGCGGAUUCUAACUGGACUGGAAAAGCCUCCAUGCCGGAUGAGCUGGAUGAGAUUGAGGUGUACGGGAGUGAAGCUCAGUCCGGCACGCAGUUGGCCACCUACUCCUUCGAGGUGUGCGACAGCAUUCUGAACAUCGGACCUUGUGUGAACGGAUCUAUGGGAGAACCAGCCUUCCUGUCAGAAGAGUUCCAGAGUAACCCAGAACCCGACCUGGAGGUGGUGGUGUGUUCCGGAUACGGGAAGAACGGGGCUCUGUCCGUCCUCCAGAGGAGCAUCAGACCCCAAGUGGUCACGACGUUCGCUCUUCCCGGCUGUCAGGACAUGUGGACGGUCAUCUCCAGCGAGGACAAAGCUGAGAAGGCUCCAGCGGAGGAGGAGCAGGAACCUCCGCAGGAGGAGAAGCAGGAGCCCACGGUGGAGGACCAGAACGACAAACAUGGCUUUCUGAUUCUGAGCAGGGAGGAUUCCACCAUGAUCCUGCAGACGGGGCAGGAGAUCAUGGAACUGGACACCAGUGGCUUCGCUACUCAGGGACCCACCGUGUACGCCGGCAACAUCGGAGACAACAAGUACAUCAUCCAGGUUUCACCCAUGGGCAUCAGACUGCUGGAGGGGGUCACCCAGCUUCACUUCAUCCCCGUGGAUCUGGGCUCGCCGAUCGUCCACUGCUCCGUGGCCGACCCCUACGUGGUGAUCAUGACCGCCGAGGGCGGGGUCACCAUGUUCGUCCUGAAGAGCGACACCUACAUGGGGAAGACGCACCGCCUGUCGCUGCACAAACCGCAACUGCACACGCAGUCGCGUGUGAUCGCCCUGUGCGCGUACCGCGACGUGAGCGACAUGUUCACCAUUGAAAAUAAAGUCAGCUUCACCGCCAAGGACGACACGCUGAGCAGGAGCCAAUCAGAGGCCGAGACUCUCUACCACGACCUCAGCGCCACCGUAGAUGACGAAGAGGAGAUGCUGUACGGAGAGUCGAACCCUCUGACCAGUCCGACUAAAGACGAACUGAACCGCUCGACUUCUGCACCACUGUCGCAGUCCGAGCGCCACGGCGGCGCCAGCAAGCAGGAACCCACGCACUGGUGCAUGGUGGUGCGCGAGAACGGCGUCAUGGAGAUCUAUCAGCUGCCCGACUGGCGGUUGGUGUUCCUGGUGAAGAACUUCCCGGUGGGGCAGCGCGUGCUGGUGGAUAGCUCGGCCGGCCAACCGGCCGCUCAGGGAGAGAUGAAGAAGGAGGAAUUGACGCGCCAGGGAGAGAUCCCGUUGGUCAAGGAGGUCAUGCUGGUGUCGCUCGGGCACAAUCGCAGUCGGCCGUACCUGCUGGCUCACGUGGACCAGGAGCUGCUGAUCUACGAGGCGUUCCCGUACGACCAGCAGCAGGCACAAAGCGGCAACCUGAAAGUGCGCUUCAGGAAGAUGCCGCACAAUAUUAACUACCGAGAAAAGAAAUCCAAACUGAAGAAGGACAGAAAGAUCGAGGGUGGAGAGGAAAACUUCGAACCCAAGGCUCGUGCUGCCCGGUUCAGAUACUUUCAGGACAUCUCGGGAUACUCUGGAGUCUUCAUUUGUGGUCCGUCUCCUCACUGGAUGUUUGUGACGUCACGCGGCGCCAUGAGACUCCACCCUAUGCAUAUAGACGGCUCCAUCGAGUCUUUCGCCCCUUUUCACAACGUGAACUGCCCCAAGGGCUUCCUGUACUUCAACAAGCAGGGUGAACUGAGGAUCAGCGUGUUGCCCACGUACCUCUCGUACGACGCCCCGUGGCCCGUCAGGAAGAUUCCUCUGCGCUGUACAGUUCACUACGUCAACUACCACGUGGAGUCCAAGGUCUACGCUGUGUGUUGCAGCAUUAAGGAACCUUGUACGCGCAUCCCCAGAAUGACGGGGGAGGAGAAAGAGUUCGAAACGAUAGAACGGGACGAGCGCUACAUUAACCCUCAGCAGGACAGAUUCUUUAUUCAGCUUAUUUCUCCGGUCAGCUGGGAGGCCAUUCCUAACACCCGGAUCGAUCUGGAGGAGUGGGAACACGUGACGUCGAUGAAGACGGUGGCUCUGAAGAGUGAGGAGACGGUGUCGGGGCUGAAGGGUUACGUGGCUGUAGGAACCUGUUUAAUGCAGGGAGAGGAAGUGACGUGCAGGGGCCGGAUCCUGAUCCUGGACGUGAUCGAGGUGGUACCAGAGCCGGGUCAGCCUCUCACCAAGAACAAGUUUAAGGUUCUGUAUGAGAAGGAGCAGAAGGGUCCGGUCACGGCGCUGUGCCACUGCAGCGGCUACCUCGUCUCCGCCAUCGGCCAGAAGAUCUUCCUGUGGAGUCUGAAGGAUAAUGAUCUGACUGGAAUGGCGUUUAUAGACACGCAGCUCUACAUCCAUCAGAUGUUCAGCAUCAAGAACUUCAUCCUGGCUGCUGACGUGAUGAAGAGCAUCUCACUGCUGCGCUACCAGGAGGAGAGCAAAACCCUCUCGCUCGUCAGCAGGGAGGCGAAGCCUCUGGAGGUCUACAGCACUGAGUUCAUGGUGGACAACAACCAGCUCGGCUUUCUGGUUUCUGACAGAGAGAAAAACCUGCUGGUUUACAUGUACCUGCCAGAAGCUAAGGAGAGUUUUGGCGGGAUGCGUCUGCUGCGUAGAGCCGAUUUUAACGUCGGCGCUCAUGUGAACACGUUCUGGCGGAUGCCCUGCCGCGGGGUUCAGGAUCAAAGCAGCAAAAAAGCCCUGACCUGGGAUAAUAAACACAUCACCUGGUUCGCGACUCUGGACGGAGGGAUCGGACUGCUCCUACCCAUGCCGGAGAAAACGUACCGCCGCUUACUGAUGUUACAGAACGCUCUCACCACCAUGCUGCCUCACCACGCCGGCCUCAACCCUAAAGCCUUCAGAAUGCUGCAUGUGGAGCGCCGGCCGUUACAGAACGCAGUGCGGAACAUUCUGGAUGGAGAACUGCUGAACAAGUACCUGUACCUGAGCACCAUGGAGCGCAGUGAACUCGCCAAGAAGAUCGGCACCACCUCCGACAUCAUUUUGGAGGACCUGCUGGAGAUCGAUCGAGUGACCGCUCACUUCUGAGACUCUCUCAGGUUCCAGAGGAAAAUCUGUUCCGCGUUUGUUUGUUUUUUGUGAUCGUUGUUCUGUACAAUAUUCAGUUUUGUAUGAAAAUGGGUCGAAUAAAAGAAAAUUCUGGAUAAAAAA